GGGACAACCAUCGGGACAACCACUGGACAAGCAUGGGGACAGUCCCAGGCACGCCCGCCAGGCACACCCCUGCCGGCUCGGACCCGACUCCUUCUGGCAAGGUUUGGAUCCAGCUAGCGCAGGACCUGAAUUCGCGCUGUCGCGCCUCGCCCGCACGCUCGUCGCGCACGACACGGACGGAAGCCGAAGUCGAGUUCCCGCUCGGGGGACUUCGUUUUGCGUCGGCCUCGCCCCCCAACCUCCGAUCCGUGCGGUGUUGUUAGAGCGGUGUUGUUAGAUGGCAGGGUGGUUUUGGUGCGCGUUUGCUGAAUGGUUCCUCUGUAACGCUUGCGUAUUACACCACCCAGCGCAAGGCUAUGGGAGAUACGGCGACGCGGCUGUGCACCCCCCCAGUGGAACUCGAGGUGCAGUGCCCUACGACCUUGGAGCCCAUCUACCCUUCGUGGAAGUCUCACUUCAACCCCGUGUUCCAGAAGACGAGAGCGUUCCUGACGCAGAGAGGCGACAAAGACACCAACAUCGUCGUCCUCGGCCCGACAGGCGCCGGCAAGUCCACGAUCAUCAACAUGUUGUUCAAUAGGAAGGUCGCCAAGGUGAAGGCAACCGCGAAGUCUGUGACGAAGCAAAUGCACAUUUAUUCUGGGACCUUCACCUUCAGGGAACAGACCCGGACAGUGAAUGUGAUUGACAGCGUAGGGUUUUGCGACAGCGUCAUGCCUGCAUCAGAUGUGACUCGCAUGGUCAAAGAGUUCAUCAAGUCGAGCGUUUUCCACGUACACAAGGUGUUGAUUGUGUGUGCUGGUCGCAUUGAGGACGAGCAGUCGCAAGCGAUAAAGAAUUUCAUGGAGUGGCUGGAUUAUCAGCACUAUAAGUCUCAAUUCAUCUUCAUAUAUAAUAAGAGUGAGAAUUUAACCCCCGCUGAAAGAACGGAGUGCUUGGGAGAGAUGUGCGAUUUGCUUGGUGCGGAUUCGAACUUUGGUGCAAUCGAGGACGUUGCAGGGGAGCAGGUCCGCUUGAAUUACACUAUUUCGACUGCUUUCCCUGCGCACUUCCGCCUCGAGCAAAUCGGGGAUGACCUGCGGAAUCUGUAUAAUGCUGCGUUCUAUAUCCGCAAGGACCAUCGUGCGAUCGAGGUCCAGGAGGCGAGCUGCCGCAUUCUGUAGUGCACCGCGUUGGCUGCUGCUGGCGCGACGGGAUGGCAUGACCUCUGAUAUUUGGCGCGCCUGCCGGCAUUUUGGUUGAACCUGUACAUACAGACGGCCUGGCAGUGCGCGCCAGGCAUCCGUCGCGGUCUUCCCACGGCGCGAGGACGUCAGGGGAAUGCCGCGCCUCGAGCCUCUCGAGCCUCGAAAACUGGGUGCGGGCCGCCGGGGAUCGCAGGCCAAACUCACAACGGGGCAUAGGAUCCCUACAGGCUCCCGCCGCCGGCAAGAUCCUGAAGACAACGACGGUGACACGACCGCAGCGGGGG
Messenger RNA from Prorocentrum cordatum, 1471 nucleotides. The record is from the annotation of a GenBank genome assembly. Lineage: Eukaryota; Dinophyceae; Prorocentrales; Prorocentraceae.